UAGAUCGAAGGCUUCUCCAACUCUUUGGAUUGAUUCCCAUUUAUUUAUUUAUUCUAUUCCAGGGUAUAGAAGAAAAGACCGGCCAGGUAUAUCUGCCGUGCAACUUGUUACCGCUCCAAGUUGUCAAUCCCGGGGCUUCUAUAUGUAGCGUAUGCCGGUCUUGUUCUCUCUUGGUACUAUCUUUUAGUCGGUUAUUUCCACACAGACGAUAUCAUUUGACUUGCACUAUCCAUUCACGAUACACUGCUGCCGGCUUGGUUCCUGGUUCUCGCUACGGAUGCCUGCCUUGCAACACGCAGAAACUUAUCAUCUGGCCGCUUCCGACCCCGGGCAGAAUCACAUAAAAAUACUCAAACGCACCACGCCCGAAUUGCAUAGAUGUCGAGGACCCCGUUGCAAUGGCACACCGUAUACCCCGACGGUUGGUACUUUGACGGAAGGCGGCGCGUCUCCGAUGACGAGAACCAGAGGAUGGCCUCAACAUCCAAUAACCCUUUCUCGCCAGGACCACACCCGCCCCAGUUCCUUCAUCCCGACAACCGGGGUUACGAUCCGACUAUGAUCAGCCCGUCCCAGCCUCGAUCCUCUGUCUAUGGAAGACCCCGAGAAAGCGCAGCAGAGCCAGAGGUCGCGUUUUCCUCGGGCAGCAUGAAUUCCAUGGCUCCGCACGGUGCGCAGCGCUCGAAUCUUUUCAAAGUGGUGGACUAUGGCGGGGCGCAUGGCUCUUAUGACCACCGUGGUUCCAUAGGGUCUAGCGGGCGAGUGAAUGAUAUGGACUCUCAAUAUAGUAGCAGCUCCACAACCUUUCCGAGUCCAGUGCAUUCAGACAAGAGCAUGGUCCUUUAUCCCCAGAAUGUGCCUUUUGCAAAGCAGCAGCAGCAGCAGCAGCAGCAGCACCAACAACAACAACAUCCACUGCCGCCUCCGCAGCAUUCACCUCCACGCCAUACCACGUCCAGUAUGCCCUUAGGAUUUGAGAAGCUCCUCAAUCACUCUCCAUCUCCCUCCCCACCUCCCUCUCUUCCUCCACCGCGACGGCCAUCCUCAUCCUCGCGCUAUCACCUCCACAUCCGACAACAGCCGCUCGCAGCCCGAGCAUGCGGUGCCGGCGACAGGGAUCGUCGACCCGUCGACCCCCCGCCCAUCAUCCAGAUGCUUCUCACAGACUUCGACCCCCAUUCCGACACCGACUCGGACAUCCUGCAAGAUCCGCGCUUCGCAGUAGGCUGCCUCUUGGUCCCUGUGUCCGGUUCAGCCGACCUAGACGCCGAGCCGGGGGUUCGCGAAAACCGUCUAGCCCAGAGAGACGGAGGUGGAGGAGGCGGACAAACCACGCCCCUUCUCUCCGGCAAAGCAUUCGUCUCUCCAUUCUACGUCGGCGCCGAUCCAGACCCUGAUACCGCACCUGCCCACCCGUCCAGCAUCGAGUCUCUCUACACCACCGCCGCCUCGUCCGCCUCCACAACCAGCACGACAACCACGACUAGAACGACGCCCACAGACCCCCGCCAUCGCCAUACCCAUCAUCAACACCAUCGCCCUCCUCCCCAUCCUAGCUUCCAACCCCCCGCCACUUUCUACAUCUUCUCCGACCUCUCCGUCCGCACGGCGGGUCUGUAUCAGCUGCAGUUUCGGCUCAUGAACUGGGGCGCCGUCGAAGACACCGGUCAAUCCAUGGGCAUUCUCGCUGAGGCCUGGUCCGAUCCGUUUCGCGUCUUCCCGGCUAAAGACUUUCCGGGGAUGCGGGACUCGUCGGCGCUGACGAGGGGGUUGAAGGAGUUGGGGUUUGUGGAACUUAAGACGCGAGGUAGGGGAGAGGGGAAGGGGAGGAGAGCGAGAUAAUCCUUUUCUUUUUCUUUUCCCUCCUUGUUUUCCCUUUGUUUUUGAUUUAGGUAUGAUGGGAUAGGAUGGCAAGGUAGAAGAUGAAGAAGCUAGUUCUUUACAGAUUAGUUACUUAGACAGACAGAGCAGAUUAUAGG
This is a messenger RNA of Aspergillus steynii IBT 23096, 1979 nucleotides long. RefSeq names its product velvet factor family protein. The transcript is spliced from 2 exons. Lineage: Eukaryota; Fungi; Ascomycota; Eurotiomycetes; Eurotiales; Aspergillaceae. The record is from RefSeq and is a predicted model, not a curated record. Bases 379 to 1842 code for a protein of 487 amino acids.